Acanthamoeba castellanii str. Neff is the source of this 1539-nucleotide messenger RNA. RefSeq lists its product as uncharacterized. The transcript has 10 exons. The record is from RefSeq and is a predicted model, not a curated record. Lineage: Eukaryota; Discosea; Longamoebia; Acanthamoebidae. Gene Ontology annotation, cellular component: membrane; Cul4A-RING E3 ubiquitin ligase complex. Bases 1 to 1539 code for a protein of 512 amino acids. Gene Ontology annotation, biological process: protein ubiquitination.
AUGGCUGAACUGUUGUUCGGGUGGCGCCUGUACCUGGGCACGGGGCUGGCCUUCGUCGGCGGAGCUCUAUCAGGCGCCGUCGGGAUUGGCGGAGGCGGCAUCUACGUGCCCGUGCUCAUCCUCAUCGUCGGCUACACCGCCAAAGAAGCCAUCCCCCUCUCCAAGGUGACAGUGGCGGGCGUGGCCAUCAGCUCGUUUCUGGUGAACGUGCUGCGGCGACACCCACGAGCGCCCUGGCGAGCGCUGGUCGACUACGAUGUAGCGAUGGUCAUGACACCCACCACGCUAUUAGGCACCACCGUCGGAGUCCUCGUCUACGUCAUCUUGCCAGAGUGGCUCAUCCUCAUAUUGCUCAUAUUGGUGCUCGGCCUGGUCGACUACCGAACCUUUGUCGCCGCGAUCAAACUGUGGAAGAAGGAGAAGGUGGCCAAGGAGGCCGAGCGACAAAACCGAGUCAUGACGGUGAACCCGACGGCCGACAGCAUCGACCGCGGCGUCGACAUGCCCGGCGGCGCUGACGGCGGCAGCGGCGGCCACCACCACCCGACGGCCUUCCCCUACGGCAAGGAGAGCCUGGGCGUCGCCCACGCCAAGGGCCUCGCCCAUUCGCUGCACGGCGCCGUCAGCAGCAGCGUCAACGACGACAAUGACAUCACGCCCGAGCAGGAGGCGCUGCUCGACAAGGAGGCGCAGCAGCCGGUCGUGCGGUACUUCAACAACGUCGAGAAGAGCAAAAGCAAAAGCAAGGGCGGAGGCGGCGGCGGCAUAGUGGUGUUGAACAAGCCCGAGACCUGCAUGCCGCUGUGGUGCUACGACGCCGUCAAGUUCCUCUAUCUGGCCAUCGUCUGGUGCAUCAUGUUUGCCAUCGUCUUCGUGCGAGGCGGCGGCGAGUCAGAUGAGAGCUACCUGGGUAUCGUCAAGUGCAGCAUGUACUUCUGGAUCCUAUGGGGCGUCAUGUUCCCCAUCAUGCUCGGGUUCAUGGUGCUGUCGUGUAUCAUCGCGCGGCUUAUCUAUUCGUACCGCAAACGGAACGGCUGGCCCUUCAUCGAAGGCGAUGUGCAGUGGAGCGUGAAGUCGCUCUUCCUGAUUCCGUUCGCGGGGACGAUCGGCGGUACCGCCGCGGGGUUCCUCGGCAUCGGGUCGGGCAUGGUCAACGGCCCGGUGAUGCUCGAGAUCGGGAUGACCCCCGAAGUGGCCACCGCCACCUCUUCCUUCAUCAUCGUGUUCACGGCCCUGUCAACAGUAUCGCAGUACUUCAUAAUCGGCGCGCUCAAUUGGCAGCCGGCGCUGUGGUUCUUCGUGCUGGGCGUGCUCGCCGCCGUGGUCGGCCAGUACGGCGUGCAAUACGUCGUGAAGCGAUUCAACAAGAGCUCCAUCAUCUCCUUCCUUCUCGCCUUCGUGAUUGCGGGAAGCGGUGUGGCAAUGAUUGUGACGGGGGCGCUGCAGAUUGCGGACGAGGGCAUCACCGGCUUUGCUGACCUCUGCGAACUCAACCACCACAACGCCACACACAACGCCACCGCCGCCUUCUACCACUAG